AUGGCUGUUGAGUGGGGCCCCUUUAAUGUAAGAGUAAAUGCUGUGGCUCCGGGGCCCAUAGAAGGGACAGCGGGGCUGCAGCGGCUCACCCCCGGCAGCAGCAGCAACAGCCUUAGGAGCAACAGCAGCAGCAGCAGCAGCAGCGGCGGCGAGGGGGACCCGCUGCAGCUGCUGCAGCAGCUGGUCCCGCUGCAGCGGCUGGGCAGGGCGGAAGAAGUGGCUUAUGCCUGUCUCUUUUUGUGUCUUCCGGAGGCCUCGUGA
Molecule: messenger RNA, 261 nt
Organism: Eimeria tenella
Lineage: Eukaryota; Apicomplexa; Conoidasida; Eucoccidiorida; Eimeriidae
Product: oxidoreductase, putative
Exons: 1
Coding region: 1-261 (86 amino acids)
Biological process (GO): fatty acid catabolic process
Molecular function (GO): 2,4-dienoyl-CoA reductase (NADPH) activity
Source: RefSeq, a predicted model, not a curated record